This is a messenger RNA of Rodentolepis nana, 237 nucleotides long. Lineage: Eukaryota; Metazoa; Platyhelminthes; Cestoda; Cyclophyllidea; Hymenolepididae. The record is from the annotation of a GenBank genome assembly.
AUGAGGUUUGGUGAACUCCAUUACAGAAGAGGCGUGAUAACUUAUAGCAUCUCGCCAUACGAAGUUAAUGCUUUCAAGGGAUUUUUCAGUCAUGGAUUUCCUAAUCUCGUUCGUCGCUUUCGUGAAAAGUUUUUGAUCGUUUCGUCUCCAUUUAUUGCGGCUGCUCUAGUUAUUCGCUGGGCUAAUGCGGAAAAUGCCAGGACGAAGAGGAAGGCUUAUCUUCAAAAUAAUCAUUAG